GCGGCGGGGCGCGCUGGCCAGGGCCGGGGCUGCGGCGCUGCUGGCCGGGGCCAGCUGCCUGUGCUACGGGCGCUCGCUGCGGGGCGAGUUCGUGCACGACGACGUGUGGGCCAUCGUGCAUAACCCCGACGUGCGGCCCGGGGGCUCGGCCCGCGGGAACCUCUUCGCCAACGACUUCUGGGGCAAGGGCAUGGCGGACAGCACCAGCCACAAGUCCUACCGGCCGCUGUGCGUGCUCACCUUCAGGCUGAACGUGUACCUGACGGGCAUGGACCCCUUCUACUUCCACGCCGUGAACGUGCUGCUGCACUGGCUGGUGAGCCUGGUGCUCAUGCACGCCUGUGACACAGCCGUCUUCAGGGAUCCUGCACGCGCCUUCCUCACUGCCCUGCUCUUCGCCGUCCACCCUGUGCACACGGAGGCGGUGGCAGGGAUUGUUGGCAGGGCUGAUGUGCUGGCGUGCCUGCUGUUUCUGCUGGCCUUUCUCUCCUACGACAGGAGUGUGGCCCUGAGUGGCAUGGGAUCAUGCGUCCCCCCUACAGUGUCCCCCUGCUGCCUGCUGCUCAGCCUGUCCCUAGGGACCUGUGCCAUGCUGGUGAAGGAGACGGGUGUCACCGUGUUCGGAGUCUGUUUGGCCCAUGACCUCUUCUCCCUGUCCCACAAGCAUGCAGAGCCAGCCCUGACAGCUGGUGGUCAUCGAUCCCUGCUCAGCCUCAGGCCGUUCCUCAAGAGGGCUGCACUGGUCAUAAGCUACGUCACUGUCAUCCUGUCCCUUCGGCUGUGGAUAAUGGGAGGGUCAUUGCCACUCUUCUCUGAGCAGGACAACCCUGCCUCCUUCUCGCCUUAUUUCCUCACCAGGUUCCUCACCUACUCCUACCUCCUGGCGUUCAACAUGUGGCUUCUGCUGGCACCUGUCACGCUGUGCUACGACUGGCAGGUGGGCAGCAUCCCGCUUGUGGAGAGCCUCUGGGAUGCCCGCAACCUGGCCAGCCUGCUGCUGGCACUUGGCCUGGGUGCAUUGAGCCUGCACUGCCUGGAGGCCUACAAGAGGCUGGAGCGCAGGGAAGCACUGCUGGGUCUCCUGUUCCUCGUCCUGCCCUUCCUCCCAGCCAGCAACCUCUUCUUCAGGGUGGGCUUCGUGGUGGCCGAGCGGGUCCUGUACAUGCCCAGCAUGGGCUACUGCAUCCUGGUGGUGCAUGGACUGAGCAAGCUGAGUGCGGGCCUGCCUCGGGCUGGGGCAGCCCUGACUGUGUCUACGCUGCUGUUGCUUCUGCUUUUCUCCUGGAAGACGGUGAAACAGAACGAAGCCUGGCUGUCCCGGGAGGCACUUUUUAGGUCUGGCGUCCAGACUCUGCCACACAAUGCCAAGGUUCACUACAACUAUGCCAACUUCCUAAAGGACCAAGGCCGUGAUCGUGAGGCUGUCUACCACUACCAGACGGCCCUCAGGUUGUACCCACGCCAUGCCAGCGCCCUGAACAACCUUGGCACUCUGACCAAAGAUGCAGCAGAGGCAAAGACCUACUACCAGCGGGCCCUGGAGCUGAACCCACAGCACCAUCGUGCGCUCUUCAACCUGGGCAACCUCCUCAGGUCCCAUGGUCAUAGAGAGGAGGCCGAGGCCUUGCUGAGGGGCUCCAUCAAGUAUGGCCCUGAGUUUGCAGAUGCCUACUCCAGCCUGGCUUCCCUGCUGGCUGACCAGGAGAGACUGAAGGAGGCAGAGGAGGUAUACCAGGCUGGGAUCAGCAACUGUCCUGACAGCUCUGACCUGCACAACAACUAUGGAGCCUUCCUUGUGGACACAGGCUCCCCCAAGAAGGCCGUGGCCCUCUACCAACAGGCCAUUGAACUGAGUCCAGGCCACCAUGUUGCCAUGGUCAACCUAGGUCGGCUGCACCGGUCCCUGGGCGAUAGUGGCACAGCUGAGGAGUGGUACAAACGCGCCCUGCAGGUAGCCCGCAAGGCUGAGAUCCUAUCACCAUUGGGGGCACUGUACUACAACACAGGCCGCCAUGAGGAGGCACUCCGGGUAUACCGGGAGGCAGCUGCCCUCGAGCCAGGACAGCGUGAGCCCCGCUUGGCACUGGCGCAGGUGUUGGCUGUGACAGGCCAGACGGAGGAGGCAGAGCGGAUGACUCGCCAGCUGGAGGCAGAGGAGCCAGGCUGCCUGGAGUGCUACCGCCUGUUGUCGGCCAUCUACGGCAGGCAGGAGCGUCAUGACAAGGCUUUGGAUGCCAUUGACAAGGCUCUGCAGCUGCAGCCCCAGGACCCCAAAGUGACAUCAGAGCUCUUCUUCACCAAAGGGAACCAGCUACGGGAGCAGAAUUUGCUGGACAAGGCAUUUGAGAGCUACAAAGCAGCUGUGGAGCUGAAUCCAGACCAGGCCCAGGCCUGGAUGAACAUGGGCGGGAUCCAGCACAUCAAGGGAGAUUACGUGGCGGCCCGGGCCUUCUAUGAUCGGGCCUUGCAGUUGGUGCCACACAGCCGGCUGCUGCAAGAAAACCUAGCCAAGCUGGACCGUCUGGAGAAGCGACUACAGGAAGUGGGAGAAAAGGAUACGUAGCAUUGGGUACUCAUAGGCCAGGGUAGUGCUACCCACAACCCAGCUCCCCAUGCAGGGACCAAA
Messenger RNA from Suncus etruscus (white-toothed pygmy shrew), 2626 nucleotides. RefSeq names its product transmembrane O-mannosyltransferase targeting cadherins 1 (gene TMTC1). The transcript has 19 exons. The coding region runs from base 191 to 2563 and encodes 790 amino acids. Gene Ontology annotation, biological process: protein O-linked glycosylation via mannose; RNA processing. Gene Ontology annotation, molecular function: mannosyltransferase activity; protein binding. NCBI's taxonomy places the organism in Eukaryota, Metazoa, Chordata, Mammalia, Eulipotyphla, Soricidae. The record is from RefSeq and is a predicted model, not a curated record.